AUAGCCUAUAAAACUUUUUUUGCUUUUAUGCUAUAUUUGUGUUCUGUGUAUUGCAUUUUCACUCAAAAAAUCGUAUAAAUUUGCGUUUUAUUUUAACGCGUGUCUUAGGAAAAUGACUAUAAGGCUAAAAAUCUACCCAAAAUCAAUCAGCGAUGCUUUAGUAACCACAUUUAUGUUCGGAAUAAUCCCAGUCAUUUACUAUUUUGAAUUAUGGAUAGUGCUUCCAAGAUUCCAUCAACCCUGGACCUGGACUUACCUCUUUCAUUUCUGUAUGGGCAACUUUAUCUUGUUCAACUUGUGCUCAAACCUGUUGGCGGUAAUAUUAACUGACACUAGUAUAAACGGAAAAAUCCUGAGUGCCGAAAAGAACUGGAGGUUUUGCUCCAUAUGCGAGACUUUGGCUCCUCCAAGGUCUUGGCACUGUGCUACAUGCAACACAUGCAUCUUAAAAAGAGACCAUCAUUGCAUGUUCACAAGUUGCUGCAUCGGACAUCUCAACCAUAGAUAUUUUCUUGUUUUUGUUUUUUAUAUAUUCAUUGCCACUUUGUAUUCUAGUAUUUUUAACAUACAAUAUUUGUACAGAUAUGUACCAUUUGGUUCAUGGCUAUCAGUACUUAAAAUUGUGUUCCCAUUAGCAACCUUAUUUUUGGAUUGGACAGAAACCCAACUUUAUGUUGCAUUUAUGAUAAUUGUUUUUAUUGGGUGUUUGUUCACUGGAGCCUUAUUAUAUUAUCAUCUAAAUUUAAUUUUAAAAGGCAUGGUCACACAUGAGAGAAAUGAAGUUAUGAGUGUGUAUGAUCAUGGGAGAUUGGGGAAUUUGAAAGUUGCUCUAGGAGAAAGGUGGUUUUGGGUUUGGGUUAGUCCAUUUUUGAUUAGUAAACUUCCUGGUGAUGGUAUAAAGUGGGUCACUAAAGUUUCUGAAAAAGGAAAAUAAUAAGAGCUCUAUAGAUUACAAAGUUCAAAUGGUGAUAGCAUUUAGAAUUAAAGGUUUUUGUUGUGCAUGUACCUAUUAUAAGUUUUGGUAGGUGAAUACCUCUUUAGGUAAAAGAUAAUUUAUUUUUAACUGAAUCCAUCAGCAUCAUUAAUUAGAUUAUAUUGUCUAUGAUACUUGAAUUUCUUGUCUUGAAAAUAUGGAUGUUGUGAAGCAGUUAAAGAAGAAAAAUACAUAUCUGAAUAAGCCAAAAUUAUAAUGUCGCACUUCAUUUUUAAGUUAGUUUAGGUAAAUGCAGGUAUGUUUUACUUAACUAUUUUUUAGGGCAAACAUAUCUGAAUUAAAAUUUAUUAAUAUUUAAAAUAAAAAAUUUCUUUCCACUUUUAAUUUGAGAAACUUCAUCCUUAUUGCAAUUUUCCUAAGGAACUUUUAACUACUAGUUUAUAGGAAACAAAAUAUCAACAAAUGAAAUUCUGGAACCAACAGGAUGGAGCUGUAGGUGAUAAUAAGUAACUGAAUGGAUUAAAAACAUAAAUAUUAGCCUGCAAUAUUUUGAAAUUGAAGGUAUCCACUAAAAGUUAUAAAUACAUUAAUCAAAGUUACUAAACUAUAAAACUAGGAUUAGAAAUGAGCUUCCAUUUUAUUGAGGGUCCAGCAUAAAAAUUCUCUUUGUUUUAAUUGUUUUGCAUUUUAUGAUAAUCGGCAACUGUGCUUUUAAGUUCCUGAUCUACAUCAUCAUUAUAUUAAUGAUUUGCUGUGGAAUUCGCAAACUUAGGCCUUCCAUAAAAAUAUUUAUUUGUGGCUGUUCUAAAACCUGGUAUAACAGAAACAACAGGCUUGGAAAACAUCAAUUUUUUCUUUGAAAAAAUCAGAUGUUUGUAUAUUUUUUUUCAAGAAAAUAACAUAUACUUAAAUUGUAAUAUAAACUAUUUUUUUUAGUAUUAACUCAUAGCUUGGAUUUUUUCAUAUUUAUUUUAUCAAUUUUCAUGUCAACAUUUGCAAAAUACAAAUAGUAUAGUAUAUUAUUGAAAUAUAAAUAUAAUGCAUUUGCAAAAGUAAAUACUCAAAAAAUGUCAAUGUAAUAUAAAAAAUUAGACAAAAAUAGAUAUAUUAAUGUAUUUUGCUCUAGACUCAAUGUAUUCAGUAACCCACAGAAGCAAAACACAACCACCUGAUUAAACUCUGUUUCUUCAUUCAAUAAAGAUGAAUUUAAAUUCUCCAAAAAAAAAGCAAGGAAAUUAAUUGAAAUUAAAGAAAUCAACUUAAUUUAAUCAUCACUAGAAUUAUUUGAUUCAAAUCAGAUCACCUUUAGCUCCAACCAGAGCUCUUUAUCACCAUACAUUAAAAUUGUGUAUAUCCCAUAAUGAUCUCUAGUUGAUAAAGCAUAUAUUUGACUGUACUAUUAUAACAUUUUUUUUUAAUUAUUUUACAUUGACUUUGUCAAGAUGAUUUUUUUACUUUUGAUAAUAAAGAAUUUCUAAUUUUUUUUUCAAAAUAUUUCUAUAUUUUCGAUAGGGAUAUUACACUCAAUUGCUAUUACCUUAUUCUAGGUAAAAUGUAGUAAACGAAAAGCUAACUUCUUAUUUUUAAAUUCUCCCCAAAAGUCUCUUCCAAUAAUUUAUUAUCCAAUGUUCAAGAGCACAUUUUAAAGAAUUAGAGUUAACAAAAUAGGAGUAUUAUUUCUAACCUUGAUGUUUAGUGGUGAUAAAAUGUAAUUUUGGUACUCUCAGGUACUGAGUCUUGUACAAUAUUUAUUCAAAGAGCUCUUGGCCUUUUCGCCACUUGCCCCUUCCUUUUGGUUCUAGAAUUCCAAUUUGUUAUUCUGUAUCCUACAAUUUAAUAUCUUUUUUCUCAUUUAAAGAAAUUUGUGAGAUAUUCUACCAGCUGAUAUCAAAAAUUAAAACUGUAGGUAACAAAUUGCAUUUUAAAUUGUUUGUAUUUUUAUCUUCAUUUAGAUAAUGCUUUUUGUUUAUUUAAAUGAUUUUUGUCCAAUACAGUUGUCAUGAAAAAUUCAUGUGACAAAAAUUUAUGAAAUUUAUAUUUAUUCUUAUUCUCAUAAAUUUUAUUAAAAUAUAUAUAACAUGCAGUCACUGAUAAUAGAACAAAAUCUCUUUUUUUAUUGCAUUUUAUUUUAGCUUUAUUCAAAAAAUACAAAUUCUAUUUAAAAUAUUUAAAUCACAUACAUAUUUUGAAAUGAGACUGCAAUU
Anthonomus grandis grandis is the source of this 3138-nucleotide messenger RNA. Its product is annotated as probable palmitoyltransferase ZDHHC24. Lineage: Eukaryota; Metazoa; Arthropoda; Insecta; Coleoptera; Curculionidae. Gene Ontology annotation, molecular function: palmitoyltransferase activity. The record is from RefSeq and is a predicted model, not a curated record. Bases 113 to 934 code for a protein of 273 amino acids. The transcript has a single exon.